UGGAGGGUACGGGAAGGGGAAGUUUGGAAGGGGAGGUUUGAAAAGGGGAAGGAGGGUUUUUUGGAACCGGGACGAAAGGAAAGAGACCUUUUGGGGGGGUUUUCUACCAAGCUUUUUGGGGUUUUCUGCCGAGGAGGAUUUAAUUGUGGAGACUAUGGCUGGCUUCUCAAAUUUGGGAUUCCUUUUGCUUUUUCAAAUGUUAGCCUCUUCCUGUGCUCAGAGGCCAGGACUACGAGGCCCUGUGGGACCGCCGGGACCCCCUGGAUCAGCUGGCAAAGAUGGCAUAGAUGGAGAACCCGGCCCACCAGGCCUGCCUGGCCCACCAGGCCUGAAAGGGGCGCCGGGGAAACCGGGAAAGGCAGGGGAUGCAGGUUUACCUGGCCUCCCAGGGGUGGAUGGUUUAACAGGAGUGGAUGGCCCACCUGGGCCACUUGGGCUACCAGGAGAAAGGGGGGCCAUAGGACCUUCCGGACCAGCUGGACCAGCUGGCAGAGGGCUUCCAGGACCCCCGGGACCUUCAGGGCCCAGUGGAUUCCCAGGUGCAAAUGGGUUUCAAGGACCCCCGGGACCGUCUGGACUUCCAGGGUUUGCCGGACCACCUGGCCCUCCUGGACCACCGGGUGUGCCUGGAGUUCUUCCCGAUGGCAACGGAGACCUUCAGUGCCCUGCCCUCUGUCCUCCUGGCCCUCCAGGGCCACCCGGAAUACCAGGAUUCAAGGGUCAUACUGGUUACAAAGGCGAGCCUGGAGAACUGGGCAAAGAUGGAGAAAAGGGUUCACCAGGCCCUCCCGGCCCCGCGGGACCUCCGGGAAGUGUUGGCCUUCAGGGUCCACGAGGAUUGAGAGGGCUUAUUGGGCCAGUGGGCCCUGUUGGUGACAGGGGAACCAUUGGCUUUCGAGGACCGCCAGGACUUCCGGGACCUCCAGGAAAAGCGGGAUCCCGUGGAGACAGAGGGCCCCAGGGGUUCAGAGGACCCAAAGGCGACACUGGUGGUGGUGGACCAAGAGGAACACCUGGGACUGCUGGCCCACUAGGGGAGCCGGGUAUGCCCGGAAAAGACGGGAGAGAUGGAACUCCCGGACUCGAUGGUGAGAAGGGUGAUGCGGCUCGCUUUGGGGCUCCUGGAGAAAAAGGGCCAAAUGGAAUGCCUGGACUACCUGGAAGAGCAGGACUGAAGGGCGAAAAGGGUCAACUAGGCAGUCAAGGGGAAAUGGGAGAGUCCGGUCCUUCAGGGGAGCCAGGUAUACCUGGAAUUCGUGGUAUUGCCGGGGAGAGAGGCAACGCUGGGCCAAGGGGAUCUUCGUCGCUCACUGAGUAUGUCUUUUCAACAAUGGCGCUCCGCAGUUGGUGUCGUGUGAAGUGCCCGCCAGGAAUUGGUGCUGCAGAGCCCACUCCCCACAAUGGCGGCCCACACAGGCCAAUCCUGGCACUGAACGCCCAUGACAUCUACCCUGGGAAAAAAGAAAGCCGUUUGCAAAGCGCAGACAAGCGAAGCGCCGGGGUUCAGCUGAUGCCGCUACCUGUCUACGGAACACCCGCCCAUGCGAAUGCUCUGUGGCUGCAGCGUUGCCAACAACACCAAUGGCACAACGCUUCACAGUUUCACAUCGUUGGCUGCCCUCUCCCAAGUUCAAAUGUGCAAAUAGCCAACAGCCAAUAUUGUGGGGUGAAUGUUGUACCCCCUCGGAUCUCUGCUUCUCUGACUGGGGUCACCUCCCAGAGAGGCCCCAGGUGCUUUGUAAGAACAGAGUGA
This is a messenger RNA of Sphaerodactylus townsendi, 1753 nucleotides long. RefSeq names its product collagen type IX alpha 3 chain (gene COL9A3). NCBI's taxonomy places the organism in Eukaryota, Metazoa, Chordata, Lepidosauria, Squamata, Sphaerodactylidae. The record is from RefSeq and is a predicted model, not a curated record. The coding region runs from base 155 to 1753 and encodes 532 amino acids. The transcript is spliced from 24 exons.